This is a messenger RNA of Chenopodium quinoa (quinoa), 1095 nucleotides long. RefSeq names its product UPF0481 protein At3g47200-like. The record is from RefSeq and is a predicted model, not a curated record. Bases 66 to 668 code for a protein of 200 amino acids. The transcript has a single exon. NCBI's taxonomy places the organism in Eukaryota, Viridiplantae, Streptophyta, Magnoliopsida, Caryophyllales, Amaranthaceae.
AGCUCUGUUUCAUUUCCCUUCAUUUGUAUAACACACACAACAAUAGCUAUCAAAAGUCAAAAAGAAUGUUUAGGAACAAAUCUAAAUCCCUACAUUUUAACUAUUUCAUAAGAUUUUCCUUUGCCGCCUAUGCUAGGCAAUUAUGCUCAAAACCUCUGUUACCUGAAGAGCGUUGUGUUGCAGGCAGCGCGAACUUGACUGACUUUCUGGAGGAGAAACUCAAGGCAAUGCAGCAGCGGGAGCUGGAAGAUUAUUUGCUGCGCAGUAGCAAAACCAGCAUCUACCGCGUCCCAGCAAAAUUACGACAGAUUGAGCCUAAAGCAUACGAGCCUCAUUUUAUAUCCAUAGGUCCCUACCAUCAUGGCUCGCCUAAUCUGCAGCCUUCAGAGAAGCUCAAGUGGCUCUCUUUGACCCGCCUUAUCGGAUUUGGUGAACGAGCUCGGGAUGAAUUGGAUAAAUUGGUUACUAGUUUAGAGGCAAUAGAGCAUAAAGCUCGGUGUUGUUACUCGGAAGAUGUAAAACUUAGUAAAAGAGAGUUUGUUACAAUGAUGCUUCUUAAUAGAUGCUUCAUAGUUGAGCUCUUUCAAGACCUCAGACGAAUCGUUUCAAGUCUUCAUCCCUCCUCUCCAAGCGAUGGAUGCUUCCUGCUGUUCGCCUCGACCUUAUAGCCCUUGAGAAUCAACUCCCUAUGAUAGUCCUCAAGAAGAUCUUCGACGAAACUAGGACAAAAUCAAUGGAGGAGACCUCGUUAGAAGAGCUUGUGUUGGGUGUGGCCCAAAUUUUAUAAGCCCGUUAUUUUGGUGGAGUAUUUAUGCAUAUUCUAGAUGUUUUUGGAAAAAUCAAGCAAGGAUAGUCCUUGUCAAUAUUUUCUUUAGAAUUGUCUACUUUAUCGUUCUAGAGAAUUCUUGAGAUUGGAAGCUACUAGAAUACAUGGCUCGUGAACAUUCUAGAAUAUUAUGGAUAUAAGAAUGGAGGAAUUUCUUGAAUCUUCCGGCCAUUUCUUCCAAGCUCCAUCUACACCUAUAAUUAUAGGUCAUGGGCAUUCAAUCAAGAUAUAUGUACACACAAGAAGCCAUACCAUACACAUACAUAAGC